UAUUCACCAAUGGCACCCACGGUCCAGGCCCCUCUAUUGUCGUUCAUAUCAGACCAGUCGCUGGCUCUGUUGCUGCCCGUGAUCGUCUACUGGGUUUACUCCCUGCUCUUCCACUGGAUCUCACUUCAAGAGUUCGCCUGGUUCGAAAAGUAUCGCAUCCACGACAAAGAGGAAGAGACCCGAAACAGAGUCUCACUACCCGAUGUCAUCAAAGCCGUCAUCGUCCAGCAGGUCUUGCAGACCGCUCUUGGCUUCAUUGUUGUCGUUGCAGACGAUUCAGAAAUGAUCUUUGAUGACGAGCUCAGCCUGGCAAAAUACCAGAUGUGGAUCAGCUACGCCCUUUCACUCGCAGGACUCCAGCCGUAUGUCUCCCAGGCAGCGGUUGCAAACAUGGCAUAUGUGGGCUACUACUAUCUUGAGUCGAUGGUCCGCUUCUUUGUCGCCAUGUCGUUCUUGGACACGUGGCAAUACUUCCUCCACCGUCUCUUCCACAACGUGCCAUAUCUCUACAAGCAUUUCCACUCGCGUCACCAUCGCCUCUACGUGACCUACUCAUUUGGCGCGCUCUACAACCAUCCCUUUGAAGGUUUCCUGAUGGACAGUGUCGGUGCCAGCUUGGCCUUCCUGUUCAGCGGUAUGGGCAACCGCGGUGCUCUUGCUUUCUUCUCCUUCUCGACCCUGAAGACUGUGGACGAUCACUGCGGAUACAACCUGCCCUUCAACCCUCUGCAGCGCCUCUUCUGGAACAAUGCUGACUACCAUGAUAUUCACCAUCAGAACUUUGGUAUCAAGAGCAACUUCUCGCAGCCCUUUGGCACUAUCUGGGACCACCUCUUGGGCACUCACAUGUCGCGCGAGGAGGCCAACAAGAUCAUCAAGAUGAAGGAGGAGCGCAAGGCUGCCCGUCUGGCUGGUCUCAGCAACGUUGUUAUGGCAUCUUCGACCCCUGUGGCCAUUGGAUCUUCGCCCAAUGCCAAGUCAACUUCAAAUACGUACAGCAACAAGGACGAGGACGUGCAUAGCAGCGGCAACAACAGCGGCAACGACAGCCAUGAAGAGACCGAAGAGGAGGAGAAGAAAUCCCAGGGACCAUUUGGCUCGAGCGCAGUCGAACUACCUGGUUACCGUGAACUCCUAAAAACGCGCGCUCGUGUCGACAAUGGCUUUGUCUCUGGAAAGGGACAGGGCAAGGCACUUUAA
Messenger RNA from Gamsiella multidivaricata, 1200 nucleotides. RefSeq names its product fatty acid hydroxylase superfamily-domain-containing protein. NCBI's taxonomy places the organism in Eukaryota, Fungi, Mortierellomycota, Mortierellomycetes, Mortierellales, Mortierellaceae. Gene Ontology annotation, biological process: lipid biosynthetic process. The transcript has 3 exons. The record is from RefSeq and is a predicted model, not a curated record. The annotation marks the transcript as partial. Gene Ontology annotation, molecular function: iron ion binding; oxidoreductase activity.